AUGGUCUCUUGGAUAUCGUCGAUACUCUUGCUAGGCCUCGCAAAGGCGGCAGAAUCAAACGUUAAUGCGACAUGGGAAGCCUGCGAUACCCUCAACACAAACCUACCCGGCACCGUCUACUUCCCCGGGUCGAGCGGCUAUACCAACUCUCUAGCUUCCUAUUUCAGCAAAGAAGAGCAAGAACUCGAGCCAUCAUGUGUGAUUCAACCGACCAGCUCCAUCGAAGUAUCAACGGUGAUUAAAACGAUGCGCAUGUAUCUCGAUCAUGGCGUCCAGUUUGCCGUGCGUGGUGGGGGACAUACGCCAUACGCGGGCGCAGCCAACAUCGAGAAAGGCGUGACCCUAGACUUAAGUCUCAUGAACGAGGUCAAGCUCAGCGAAGAUCACAAAAUAGUCGAUCUUGGACCAGGGGGGAGAUGGAAAAAAGUCUGGGAGACGCUGGAUCCUUACAAUUUGACUGUCACGGGAGGAAGAGACUCGGACGUUGGCGUUGGCGGGUUCCUCCUUGGGGGUGGACUGAGCUACCUUGGCCCGAUUCUGGGGUGGGGAUGUGACAAUAUUGUUGAAUAUGAGAUUGUUCUGGCCAGUGGCAAGAUUGUCACUGUGAAUAAAAGCUCCUAUUCUGAUCUGUUUCUGGCACUGAAAGGCGGCGGGAAUAAUUUCGGUGUUGUUACCAGGCCGUAUGAUCCUCAUGCAGCGAUGACUCAGAGUUACGGCUGGUCAUCCGGGAUUGGGGGCUCGAUUAGCAAUGAUUUGGCGUAUACCAAGCCAGUGCCGUAUCCUACGACUUUUGAGGGACUUGCAAACAAUGUUACUUCUUUGUCUAAUGCCCUGCGCAUCGAUACUAUGGGGUCAUUCGCUGCAGAGACCGAUAGCUACCAGUCAUACAACAAACGACAAAUCUGGUACACCACAACCUUCGCUCACACCCCAGAGAUCUACUCGACCAUCUAUAAAAUCUACAACGAAUCUGUUGCCGAAAUCAGCAAUUUUACCGAGAUGAACUGGUACUUGACUCUCCAACCAACUCCAGCCCUCAAUCAUGUGAAUAGCCUUGGUCUGGAUACAGGAGAAGAGAGACUCGGCCUCGCCCUCAUAACAGCAUUCUACAACGACAUCUCUUCCGACCAGCUAGUCGAUCGCGCAGCAAAGAAACUCAUUGCGAAUAUCGAGGCGGCAGCUAAGAAAGCAGGGGUAUACCGUUAUUAUAAAUAUUAUAACUAUGCGGGAGUUGGACAGGCUGUGAUUGAUGGGUACGGAUAUGAGAGUAAAAGCAAUCUCAAGGCUGUGAGCAAGAAGUAUGACUCGAAAGGUCUAUUUCAGAAAGGUCUCCCUGGCGGAUUCAAGCUUUGA
This is a messenger RNA of Penicillium odoratum, 1353 nucleotides long. RefSeq names its product FAD-binding oxidoreductase. Gene Ontology annotation, molecular function: FAD binding. Bases 1 to 1353 code for a protein of 450 amino acids. Lineage: Eukaryota; Fungi; Ascomycota; Eurotiomycetes; Eurotiales; Aspergillaceae. The transcript is spliced from 3 exons. The record is from RefSeq and is a predicted model, not a curated record.